This is a messenger RNA of Peniophora sp. CBMAI 1063, 477 nucleotides long. The record is from the annotation of a GenBank genome assembly. NCBI's taxonomy places the organism in Eukaryota, Fungi, Basidiomycota, Agaricomycetes, Russulales, Peniophoraceae.
AUGUCGCUCACCCACUUCCUCUACGAGCCCUUCUACUCCCUCUCCGACUUCGACAGCCUCUUCGACCAGGCGUUUGAUGCACGUCAGUCGACAGGCCGCGGUCAGCAAGGGCAGCUUGCUCGCCAGGGAUCUUCGUCCCUGAGCUCAUUGCGCCCCAAGAUGGACGUACACGAAGACAAGGAGAAGAACCUUGUAACCGCCACAUUCGAACUGCCCGGCCUCAAGAAGGAGGACGUGCAGAUCGACGUGCACAACAACGUCCUGACCGUCUCGGGCGAGACCAAGAUCGACGAGACGAAGGAGAAGGAUGGCUACGCUGUGCGCGAACGCCGCUUUGGCAAGUUCUCGCGGUCAAUACCUGUGCCGCAGGGUAUCAAGGAGGAGGAGAUCAAGGCAUCGCUUGAGAACGGCGUGCUGAACGUCUCCUUCCCCCGCUCAGGUCCUGAGGCGCAGCCCAAGAAGAUCACUGUCGCGUAG